Molecule: messenger RNA, 980 nt
Organism: Prorocentrum cordatum
Lineage: Eukaryota; Dinophyceae; Prorocentrales; Prorocentraceae
Source: the annotation of a GenBank genome assembly
ACGCGCAGGGCCACAGCAUCUUCGCAAAAGACUUCCACGACAUCACCAUCGUCAAGUGGCAGCUCAAAGGGCAGGAGAUAGCAGUUAUCACGGCAUACCUCACGGCAUCGAUUAGAUUUACGGGUGAGAAUAUUCGCAAGAUGAAGCACCUCUUGCAGCUCACGCGCAGCCUGGGCAACACACCCUGGAUUAUCUGCGGAGACUUCAACAACACACCCCAGGAGUUCGAGGCAGUGCGAGCACAGCAUGACGUCCCAUGGUCACCGCACAUAGGCAUCGUCAUAGAGAUCUUUGCCAAGCCGAACAUGAUCACCAUCCGAAAGCCCAUGCUCCCAGCUAAGAAGCCCAUCCCUACCACGGAGGUGCGGCGGGUUCAAGAGUCGCUGGCAUACAAGCAGAACCCGAGGAUGAGCGACUUGCUCGGCAAAGCAUACGGCAAAUGGGCGAAUGCAGCGGAGAGGGCGCUGGCUACGGUCACGCAGAACCCGAUCAAGGCGAAGGCGAGGAGGGGGCAACCAAUCCGCUAUCGCGAGGCACCAUUCCCACAGCACGUUGCGAGCAAGCAGGUCGAAGACACAGCGGCAGAUAGACAACGACAAGUCAGUACUUUAUGGUCGAAGCUAUAUCAGCGAUGCCACGAUGGUGAACUUUUACUCAGGAGGCACCCGAUCGAUAGCCAGAAGCACCUGGACACGAUCAGCAAUAUCAUCAGGACCUAUGUCAACCAGUUGGACUCCUUCGACACAGUUGAAGGGGACGAAGCAGCACACCUUGAUAGACAAGCGAGACGCCUAGCGUCCCGCGUCACCAGCCUCCGCCACAACCCUGAGCCGGAGAAUACCAUCGAGAAUAUCCAAGAGUGGCAGGAGGCUAAGGAGUUGACGAGGGCACGCAUGGACUGGCAUAUGCGGAAUCUCUGGAAGAAAGUCAGAGAGCAAGUUGGCCAAUGGACCAGGGCGGCGUUGUCAGGCAGCAUGAAG